AUGGAGAAGAAGAUGGAGAAGGAGACCAUGGACCUGCUGGCCCACCAAGGGGCCCCUCGAGCAGCUCGCCUGAGCUCGUCUGGGGCUGUCUUCAUCAUGCUUAAGUCUGCGCUUGGUGCGGGACUCCUCAACUUCCCUUGGGCUUUCCACAAAGCUGGAGGUGUGAGUGCAGCCAUUGUCGUGGAAAUGGUCUCCUUGGUGUUCCUGAUCAGCGGGCUGGUAAUCCUUGGACAUGCCUCAUUCAUCAGCGGCCAGAGCACGUACCAGGGUGUGGUUCGAGAGGUGUGCGGACGUGCCAUUGGAUGGCUCUGUGAGGUCUGCUUUGUCUUCAACCUAUUCAUGAUCUCCGUUGCCUUCCUGGUGGUGGUGCAGGACCAGCUGGAGAAAUUAGGCCACUCUCUGUACGGAACAAUGACGGGCUUUGCGGAAGCAGAAGUGCCGCACCACUGGUACACAGAUCAGCGCUUUGCCCUCUUCCUCAUUUGUCUCCUCGUCAUUGUUCCCCUCUCCAUCCCAAAGGAGAUCAGAACCCAGAAGUACAGCAGUGUUCUGGGCACUCUAGCUGCCACAUACCUUAGUGCUGCGGUUAUUGUGAAGUACUACACAGAAGGAGACCAUGUGGUUGCAAUCUCCCCUCUGUACUCCAGCAGCAUAAAUUCCUGGGCAACAGUGUUUAGUGUCAUACCAACCAUCUGUUUUGGCUUUCAGUGUCACGAGGCCAGCGUCGCCAUCUACAGCAGCAUGGAAAACAAGACGCUCUCGCACUGGGUGCUCGUCUCCGUCGUGUCCAUGUUCUUCUGCCUGCUCAUCUACUCCCUGACAGGGAUUUUUGGGUAUCUCACAUUUGGAAAGGAUGUGGCCGCGGACAUCCUGAUGUCAUACCCUGGAGAUGACAUUGCCAUGAUCAUUGCCAGAUUGCUCUUUGGAAUUUCCAUCAUCACAAUCUACCCCAUCACCCUUUUGCUGGGGAGGUCUGUAAUUCAGGACCUGCUGCUGCGGUGCCGAUGGCAAUGUACGUUGGUGACGCCACUGUCUGAGAGCCGCAGUCGCAUGGUGCUGACGCUCACCUGGAUUGCCGUCACCCUCCUCAUCGCCAUCUUCGUCCCUGACAUCAGUGAGGUCAUUAGUGUCAUCGGAGGCAUCAGUGCUUUCUUCAUCUUUAUCUUCCCAGGCCUCUGCCUGAUGUUUUCUACACACUCAGAGUCUGUGUCUCCGAGGACAAGAGUGGCUCUGACCACGUGGGGAGUCGUUACCCUUCUGUGUGGGGUGUUCAUCUUCGGACAGAGCACGACCGUUGCCAUCAUGGACAUCCUGAACAAAUUUUGA
Messenger RNA from Scleropages formosus (Asian bonytongue), 1326 nucleotides. It is a transcript of the gene slc38a8a, whose product is annotated as solute carrier family 38 member 8a. The transcript is spliced from 10 exons. NCBI's taxonomy places the organism in Eukaryota, Metazoa, Chordata, Actinopteri, Osteoglossiformes, Osteoglossidae. Gene Ontology annotation, cellular component: membrane. Gene Ontology annotation, biological process: amino acid transmembrane transport. Bases 1 to 1326 code for a protein of 441 amino acids. Gene Ontology annotation, molecular function: L-amino acid transmembrane transporter activity. The record is from RefSeq and is a predicted model, not a curated record.